UAUUAAUUUAGAUUUAACGGGAAUGUUUUUGCGUCUCCUCCAGAAUAAUGACUUUACAAUUAAUUAAUUGUAAAAACAAAUAAAUUUCCUGGAUUAUCUGUAUUAUGGAUGAUGUAAAACGCGAUAAUAAUAAAGUGAAGCGUUCAAAAUCUGACGUAAAAAAUGUAAUCUCAAGUUAUCUCCAGAGAAGGAACUACCCAUCUGUUUGUCCGGUGGAAAUAUCAAAAAGCCAACUUUUAACGCAACAUUUAGUGGAGAGUGGAGUUUCGCGGCCUAACUCAAUUUUAUACAGUGGUUACAGCAGCGAUCCGGUCGCGAUUGAGCAGAACUUUGGCAAAUUUUUAUUGUGGUUAAAAGACUUGACAAAAAACAAAAACAAAUAUCACGACAUUGAAUACUUAGUGGGGCCUCUGUUUUGCCACUUGUAUCUGGACAUUCUUCGAGGUGGUACCAAGGAAAGGGCAUCUGCUUUUCUAAAGUCUUAUCUCCCAUCUGUUGACAAGCUAAAAUGUGAUAAUAUGGUGCAGGAAUUAAUAAACUCCUUUCCAACUGACGAAGAAACUGUAGCAUUGAAAGAAUUUAGAUCGAAUAAGUACUUGGUCGACUUGUAUAAAGAAUCUUUAGUUGUUUUAAAAGAAUUUGUUCGUGAUAAUUGUCAUGUUGUUUUUCAUCAAGUGUUGCAAACUUGGUUUGAAAUCCAGGAAAUAGAGGAAGUAGAAGAGGAAGAAGACUUUAGUGAGGAAGAUAGUAUACACGAAACCGACACGGCAUUCGCAAAAUUGCACAGUGCCAUAGGCAACCUGGACAGUGAACCUGAUCCAAUUUUCAAUGUAAAUAUUAGUAAUUAUAAGCAUCAAAUAGACAGUGGCUUAAUUAAUAGACAAUGUGGCUUAAUGGUUUUCUCGGAAAACAACCAGGUAACAAUUAAACCACUACAUAGCUUUGAUAGUAUAUUAAACAACACAGAAUAUGGUGAUAUAAAACUCACAGGGCACUCAGGGCAGGUUUACAGCAUAGAUAUUUCCUUAAACAAUAACUAUAUAGUGACAGGCUCAUCGGACACAACCAUUUGUAUAUAUAACUUAAGGGACUUCCAACAGAUAAGGGUGUGUAAGGGGCAUUUAGGGCCAGUUUACUGUACAAAAAUAAGCACAAACAGUGAAUAUGUUAUAUCUGGAUCUCAGGACAAAACCGCGCGACUCUGGAGCUUGGAAACUGGCCAGGCAAUCAGAGUUUUUGUUGGACACACUCAGUCCAUUACCUCAAUUGAUUUUCAUCCAAAUUGUUUGUAUAUAGCGACGGGGUCUGCGGACAAAAACGUGCGUAUGUGGUGCGUCGAAAACGGGAACCCCAUGAGAUUGUUUCACGGUGCUAAAGGCAUCAUUUACGCCGCGGUUUUUCACCCGAAGGGACAAUGUCUGGCUAGUGCCAGCGAAGACAAGAAGGUUAGGAUUUGGGAUUUGGUAAAUGCCAAAGUGAUGGUGGAGUUUGAGUAUUUGAAUGAACCUUUUUCAAAGUUGAUUUGGAGCAAGGACGGGAAGAAACUGUGCGGGGGGACGUUUAACGGUAAUAUUGCUGUGUGGGACUUUGAGAAAAUUCAACAAAAUUUGACUGACACUAGUUAUCAUGAACCAAUAUCCAGUAAAUGUGUAAAUAAUAAAUUGUUGUGUUUAGAAUAUGCCUUUGGAACCUUUGGCACACUUACUACCACAUAAGAUCCGUGUUUAUACUUUAUGAGAAAGUAUACAUUUUUAAAUGUAAGAUAAAAAGUGAUUUAUUUAUUUAUUUUUCCAAAUAAAUGUGCAUAUUUUCAGUAAUUACUCUAUUUUCAGAGUGACAUUUCAUUAUACAAAGCCUUACAUAGAUUAUGUAAAAGUGUAUUAGCUAUAAUGACUGAUGUUAAUUAUAUUUAUUGUUUUCUUACAAAAAAAUUCAAC
Brassicogethes aeneus is the source of this 1937-nucleotide messenger RNA. The record is from the annotation of a GenBank genome assembly. NCBI's taxonomy places the organism in Eukaryota, Metazoa, Arthropoda, Insecta, Coleoptera, Nitidulidae.